Molecule: messenger RNA, 1449 nt
Organism: Schizosaccharomyces cryophilus OY26
Lineage: Eukaryota; Fungi; Ascomycota; Schizosaccharomycetes; Schizosaccharomycetales; Schizosaccharomycetaceae
Product: histone lysine methyltransferase Set6
Exons: 3
Coding region: 1-1449 (482 amino acids)
Cellular component (GO): nucleus
Molecular function (GO): protein binding
Source: RefSeq, a predicted model, not a curated record
AUGAGUAGUUUUAUUGCACCUAUUGACCUACCUUACUAUGGUCGUGGUAUGGUGGCUAUGGAGCGGAUUCAACCAGGAACGAUCGCUUUGUCGAAAACCGUCGAUGCUUUUACUCUUGAAGUUGGAAUUCUGACCACUCAUUGCUCUGGUUGUACAAGUGAAGGACAAAAAACGCUGAGAUGUACAGCUUGUAAAACAAUUCAUUAUUGUUCAAAGACAUGUCAAAAAGCUGACUGGCCCCUACAUAAACUAGAAUGCAAAGCUCUGCAAGCUUCAAAACACAAUGGGAUUUUACCUUCCAUUUGUCGUUUACUUAUUCGUUUGUAUUCAAUUUCGCUGAAAAAUCCAAAGAGGAUUGAGCAACUAGAAUCGCACCGAACAGAUUUCCCCAAGGUAGCGGCUUCAUGGACUGAUGCAGAAUUAAUUGCAUCCGCAGCUUCCCAUUAUACCAAGAGUUAUCAGACAGAUUUUUUUCGUUCUUUGUUCUGUAAGCUAUCUAUCAAUUCUAUGAAUCUUGUUACAUGUUCUUUUGAUCGACUGGGUGUCUGUCUAGAUACUGUUCUUUCGCGCAUAAAUCAUUCAUGCGAACCAAAUUGUCACAUUAUUUUCGAAGGUUCUCGUGCAAUACUCGUAGCAACCCGACAGAUUCAAAAAAAUGAACAACUCUUUAUUUCGUAUACUGAUGUUCGACUCCCCCAAUCGAUUCGACAAAAGCAACUGAAAAAAAAGUAUUUUUUUGAUUGUGAAUGUGAGAAGUGUGCGAAAGAAUCACUCAGUGGGGAGAAAGAUGGUUCGCACUAUCAGUCUCAGCUUAAAAACAAUCGGGAAUCCUUAUCCAAGAAUUUAAAGCUAGCAAAAGAACUUUGGUCAUCCUCUUGCGAAAAGUGUCUAUAUCCAUGGGGAAUUUUACUUCAUCGUAUUAAGCUGGGAUUUUUGAAUGAAAUGAACUAUGAUGGAGCAUUUGCUGCUUUGCUUCUCAAGAGCGUGAAUGACCCAUAUAGGGAUGCCAUACACGUGGUGGACGAAUAUCAACUGCUGCUUUUAGGUAAGCAAUUGAUAAUGGAAGUGAAGCAAAGUAUAUUUCCCAAUGACAGACCCCUUGAAAUUGAACUCGGAGGAGGACGUACACACUCGGGUGAUGCACGACUGGAUCAGCAAGAAAAGGUCAAUUUUUCUGCUUUACGUGGAGAGCAACAUUGCUUCUUAAGCUAUUACUCUAUUUCGUUAGAUGACUUGGUGGUUUGGUUGCUACAGCGGGCAGGUUAUUUAUUGGAGACAGUAAAGCACAGCCAUCCAGAUACUUGUUUUGCGAUUUCUGUCGUAGAAGACGUAAAGGAAUUUUUUGAGGUCUGCAAGGACUAUCAGUCAUCAUUUGUUGAUCAUAAAUAUUUCCGAACAUUUGAAACCAAACUUGAAGAGGCAUGUAAGGACUAUUUGAUGCGAUACUAG